AUGACCCUUGACGAGUCGAGCGUAGUGCAUCAUCAAUAUUCACUACCGCCAGCAGACAAGGGUAGAGAUACAUGGCUCUUUCUCGUUGCAGCAUUUAUCAUGGAGGCUCUUGUCUGGGGCUUCCUAUACUCAUUUGGUGUCUUUCAAGAUUACUACCAAUCGCAUCUACCGUUUGCUAGGUCCUCUAAUACCGCCACGAUCGGAACAUGCGCUAUGGGCGUACUCUUCUUCAUGUUCCCAAUCGUCAUCGCCCUCCAGCGUCUGUAUCCUCGCCAGGCCCGCUGGGCUCCUGUCUGUGGUCUUAUGGUAAUAUGUCUGGCCCUGCUGACUUCUUCCUUUUCUCAAUCAGUACCGCAUCUUAUCAUCACACAAGGUGUCAUAUAUGCUCUUCCUGGAUCUAUUACCUAUUUUCCAGCUAUGUUUUGGCUGGGUGAGUGGUUUAUAGAACGAAGAGGCUUUGGCUACGGUGUCAUGUGGUCAGGCUCAGGCAUUGGUGGCUCCACAAUCCCUUUGAUACUGGAGCUUUUGCUACAAACUACGGACCUCGAACUACACCAAGGAUCCGGGCCGUGGCCUUAUUUGUUCUCACAAUGCCCGUCGCCUACUUUGUCAAGCCAAGACUGCCUCCAACCUCUACCAUGGCGUUCCGUCCUUCUAGGCUAA
Molecule: messenger RNA, 663 nt
Organism: Fusarium oxysporum Fo47
Lineage: Eukaryota; Fungi; Ascomycota; Sordariomycetes; Hypocreales; Nectriaceae
Product: major facilitator superfamily domain-containing protein
Exons: 3
Coding region: 1-663 (220 amino acids)
Cellular component (GO): fungal-type vacuole membrane
Source: RefSeq, a predicted model, not a curated record